This is a messenger RNA of Mesoplodon densirostris (Blainville's beaked whale), 5114 nucleotides long. RefSeq names its product craniofacial development protein 1 (gene CFDP1). The coding region runs from base 141 to 1040 and encodes 299 amino acids. NCBI's taxonomy places the organism in Eukaryota, Metazoa, Chordata, Mammalia, Artiodactyla, Ziphiidae. The transcript is spliced from 7 exons. The record is from RefSeq and is a predicted model, not a curated record.
AACUCUUUGCGCCUGUGCACUCGGUGCGGGGGCCGCCCCAGCUACCGCCGCCCCUGCAGCAGCUCUAUCUAUGGUCUCUCCCUAGAGCUUUGCCGUUGAGGGUAGCUGCUGCGGCUGUGUUCGCCCCGCGCGGCAGCGACAUGGAGGAAUUCGAUUCCGAAGACUUCUCCACCUCGGAGGAGGACGAAGACUACGUUCCAUCCGGUGGAGAGUAUAGUGAAGAUGAUGUAAAUGAAUUAGUGAAGGAAGAUGAAGUGGAUGGUGAAGAGCAGACACAGAAAACCAAAGAGAGAAAAAGAAAGACUCAGAGCAUUCCGGCCAGGAAGAGAAAACAAGGUGGCCUCUCAUUAGAAGAAGAGGACGAGGAGGAUGCCAGCGAGGAAUCUGGAGGAAGUAGUAGUGGGGAGGACGAUGCAGCUGCAGAGCCAGAAGAAGGCAUUGAGUCAGAGGAUGCAAGGAAAAGGAAGGAGGAUGAACUGUGGGCCAGCUUCCUCAGUGACGUAGGACCAAAGUCAACAGUGCCUCCGCGCACACGAGUUAAAAGAGGAGAGGAGGCUGAAGAGACAAGUUCCAGUAAGUUGUUGGUCAAAGCAGAAGAGCUAGAGAAACCUAAAGAAACAGAAAAAGUUAAAAUCACCAAGGUGUUUGAUUUUGCUGGUGAAGAAGUCAGGGUGACUAAGGAAGUGGAUGCUACAUCUAAAGAAGCCAAAUCCUUCUUCAAGCAAAAUGAGAAAGAAAAACCCCAGGCUGAUGUCCCUUCACCUCUGCCGUCACUUCCUGCCGGGUCAGGGUUAAAAAGAUCAAGUGGCAUGAGCAGCCUUUUGGGAAAAAUAGGAGCCAAGAAGCAGAAGAUGAGCACCCUAGAGAAGUCCAAGCUGGACUGGGAGAGCUUCAAGGAGGAAGAGGGCAUUGGCGAAGAACUAGCCAUCCACAAUCGAGGGAAGGAGGGGUACAUUGAACGGAAAGCUUUUCUAGACCGAGUGGAUCACAGGCAGUUUGAAAUCGAGCGAGAUCUCAGGCUGAGCAAAAUGAAACCCUGAUGUGAUGAGGAACCUACAGCAGCUUAAUCCUGUUUACAACGUGAGCUUUUUGUGCGUCUUUGAAAUGUUUCCCGUGUUUCCCAUUGACUGUUUCCCAGCAAGGUCUUUUUUUUCUACAUUGAAUUUCUGUCUUUGUAUCUUGAUCUCAUGUGAUGUCAUUCAUUUUACUUUUAAUAGUUUGCCUUUUAGAAACUAAAAAUAAAAAAGUACAGGUUGGUCCUGUGAGAGGCUGGUGGUGAAGCCGACAGCACUCACCCUGCCUUUGUUCUGCUAUGACGUCCACCAGGCCAAGCCGGCGCCUCCCAGGCCUGUCCCGGCCGCCAUGGUGGAGCCACUGACCAGGCUGCACGCUCGUGAACCCCCAGAGGCUGUAGGGCGGUCUCUGAGGAGGCUCGCCAGUGUUGGGGGAGCACCAAGGCCCUGGGCAGCUCCGUUCUCGGUUCCGCUCCUGCUUCUCUCCUGACCUCUUUCUCUCUCCUGGAUGGGAUUCCUAUUUGCUGGUAUAAUGUGAGGCUGAAAAUAAGGAUAUACUAUUGCUGCAUUAGAGAUUUUUUCCUUCAGCCAUUUUCAUGUUCUCAAAGUCGACUUCACGUGUGCUCUCACGUCAGUAAUGCUUUAAUUUUUGGUUUGUCAAAGAAGACUCCAAAGGACCUUUUUUUUUUUUAACUCUUUAGGAAAAUUUAAAUUCCAAACUUCAUAUUAAUAAAGCAGUAAACACCACAUCCUGCCCCUGUGGGCGGGCGGUGGGGAUGUCCUGAGUAACACGGACAGGUUUGGGGGGAGGUAGGGUUCCAAAGACUGGAAUUCAGAAUCCUGCCUGGACAUCUACCAGCUCUGUGACCUUGAGCACAGUUCAGCUUUCUGAACCUUCAUUUUCUGGUCUGUAAGUGGCCUGAGUAAUACCAGAACCUCACAGGGUCGAGAUGAGCCAGUGACAUGUGCAGGGAACACGCACAGGUCUCCCCCUGCAGUCCUCUAAUAUGUGGGCAGAACCUCAUGCAACCAAGACCUGAUUGUCAGCCGUGCAUGGCUGUGAGGUUAUGACCCUCAUUACUCACUGAGGCCAGGCUCGGUGGUCGGGCUGAUUGAGGUGUGUGCGUCUUCAGUUGAGAAUCAUCUUUUCUGUCAGAGUCUUCUUUGAACCAUAGCCCACAGUUUUUAAGAACAGGUGGAUAGUAUUUUAUCUAGCUCUUCACAUCCACACUUAGUGAAAACUAAUCUGCCUGACUCCCAAAGGAAGUGACAUCUCUUUAUCUAGGAGUCGGGAAUUGCCAGGGAAAAUGUUUGCAGGAAGUGGGGGCCUGAGUCAGCGCUGGGAGGCAGCUCAGCCCUUUGCCGGGCACCGCGCGCCUCCCUUGUCCGUGGCAUGGAUGACUGAGGAGGGCAGCCACGGGUACUUCCUGCUGGUCUGUGGAGUCCGGAGAAUCCCUGAGAGAUGAGCUUCCUGGCCUUGCUCUUGCCUUCAGUCUUUGUCUUCUUGUCCCAGAUGAACGCGUCACAUUUCCAGAGCACCUGUUACCUUCCCAUGACUGAAAAAAGCUUCCCUAAAACAGCAUAAGGUCAAAGAAUAAAAACAGCCUUCUCUAUGUGUUCUGUUCACCUAUUUCCCAAGGAACGCAGUCCUCUAAUUAGGAACUCUGCAUGAGGUCCCUAGGGGAGAAGGGCCGCAUUAAGAACUAAGUUGAGUGAGCUGUGCGCCAGUGGAGCUGAGGAGGGGAACUGGACUAGGAGCCCAGGGCCCGAUUUCAUGAGAACUGACAGGCCCAGCAGGCCAGCUGGUAGCUGGUACUGCAGAAGGAUGCAGCAAACCUCCCUAGAAAAGAGUGGCGUGAUGGUGCUGCUGGUAGCCAGGCAGGGACCAGGAAGGCCAGGUGACAGGGCUCUCCAGGUGCUGUGCUGCCUGUUGGCCUCAGCAGGACAGAGAAGGUGUGUGCGGCGUGGCUCUCUGGAGUGCGGUCUUCUUCUGGUGUUUGAUAUCAGUCUUUAGCCAGAACUGGAAUUGCUCAGGCAUGUUGGGUAAGAGUCCAUGACUUUUUUUUUUUUAAUCCCCAAAACCAAUAAACAAAUAGGAAUUGGUGUAAGAUGGGGGAAUCCUGGGGAAGGAUUCAGAAGCUCUUAGCUUCAUCAAUAAAUGAUGCGGUGGUUCCGUGUGCCUGGUGCUUCCUCACAAGUUAUCUGACCAGAAGAGGAAACUUGCCUGAGAUCAGACUGCGAAACUGCCAGCGAUCACACCUAUGUCUUACGCCUAGAGGGCAGAAGGCAGGGCGCCCUGCAGGCAAGAUGAAACAGCCUCUCACCGCCUUCUGGAUCCCAGCUCCUGGUUGGAGGAUUCACGUUGGAAAGGAAAGAUUUGAGUGCGAGGGGACAGAGCAGCCAAAGAUGAAGAGAUGCUUCCAGUUGAGAAGAAUGGCAGCUGGCACCCUCUGGUGCCAGAAGCUUGUGUCAGAAGUCCACCAAAGGCUUGGGCGCACUGGCUUCAGCUUCCAGUGCUCUGUGACCUGGGGCGGCGUCUGAACCUCUCUUUGGGGAAGAGUGCUGCCUCACGUAGACACCCUCAGGCUUUGGGCACACAAGCCAGUGGGGAGGCAUAAGCCCUGCCCCAGAACCAAGCUUCUGUGCUACACGGUGUAGGCAGUGUUGCCCUCUCCUCUUUGGGAUGCUGCCUGGUUUCAGCGAGUGAGGGGACGAGGGGCUGGUGCCCAGGUGACAGUACCUUGGAGAGUCGAGGUAUCCUAAAUGCCAUCCCACUGCACCUCCUUCCCUGGGCACACAGGUGUACCCAGGGUUCCUGCUUCAGGCUUUCCUGCAAAGUCUUUUCUUUUUUUCUGCAGCUUUUUUUUUCAUGCCCUCUUAAGGCAACUUAGAUCCAACAGGACCACCAGAUGCAAUCUUUUUUUUUUUUUUUUUUUUUGCGGUACGCGGGCCUCUCACUGUUGUGGCCUCUCCCGUCGCGGAGCACAGGCUCCGGAUGCACAGGCUCAGCGGCCAUGGCUCACGGGCCCAGCCACUCCGCGGCAUAUGGGAUCCUCCCAGACAGGGGCACGAACCCGUAUCCCCUGCAUCGGCAGGCGGACUCUCAACCACUGCGCCACCAGGGAGGCCCCAGAUGCAAUCUUUGUGCACACGAAGUUGACCACUGAGGGAAAGUGGGCUGUGGAAGUCCGGAAGAUUCCACCCUGGUGCCCUGCAGCCUGGAAUUGCCCAGUCCCCAGAGACUCUCCUUUCCAGGGCCCCUCUCCAUGGUCUGCUGGUGAGCUUUCAUUGUUGUACCCUCAGAAAGCUGAUGGUGUAGACAGAUCUACGCUCAAGUAAGGGACAAGGUGGCUGUGUCAGGGAGGGAAGGGAGAAAUGUAACAUGAGGAGAACACUGUCAACAUCUUACAGUGGGUUUGGCGUCCUGCCUCUAACCUUAGAUUGUAGCCCUGCCAUCCGGGUUGAGUCCCUCCCUCUGUGUCUCAGAUUCCUUGUCUUCAAAAGGUUUCUGAGAAUGCUUAAUAAUCCUGCUCUGCCUACCUCACAGUAUUUUAUUAAAUGAAAUACGUUAUCCAAGUGUUAAGUUACUCUAAUUAAAUUGCACACUAAAGGCUCCCCGCUCCCGAAGACAGCCAGGCUUCUGUGAGUAUAAAUUAGCACCGCCUUGAAGAACACUUUGGCGAUGUCUCAUGAAUCUGGAGCUGCACUCGACCUGUGACACAGCAGCUCUGCUCUUGGCUUAACGUCCUAGAGAAGCACCAGCAUGUGCACAAGGAGGCAGGCUCGUUGGUGACAGUAAAACCCUGGAAACCCCGCAGUGCCCAUCAGGAGAAGGGGCCAGUUGUGAAAUAGCCACGCAGUGAAAUACAGUACAGCCAUGACACGACCGGGCCAGGGCUGCAUGCCUCAACACAGAUGAACCUCUUAAGCAGCAUUGAUGCAAAACACCUAACGUACAAUCCCAGUUAUACAAGUUCAAAAGCAUGUGAACAUAGAGGUGAUGGUUGCCCAACAUUGUGAAUGCACUAAAUGCCACUGAAUUGUACACUUUAAAAUGGUUAAGUUUAUGUUAUGUGAAUUUCACCUCAAUAAAAUUUUUAA